AUUUCUUCGAGAUGACAUGUCAUCUAGCGACCUACUUUCACUUUGUCUGUUUUUGUAUAUCGUUUUUCUGUGUUUUCCCUACUUAGGCGCUGUCUACCCAAAGUCCAAUGAGUGCAAAAGACUUGACAUUUUCGACAUAAUCCUAAGAGAUAAGUGUCCAUGUACAUCUAUCCUACAGAGUUUUAAAACCUGGAGAUUCGAUCGAAGACAGGUCCUAGCUACUACCUUUCCUCUGGACCCAAUUUUGCAAAACUACGUGAGACAAGUUCCAAAAUGUUUAUUUUCUGCCGUCUACCCAAUUCCUUUUAAGACAGAAACAUCCCUUGUAUCUUAUUCCAAGUCAGUUUUAAAUGAUAUUUUGGAUCUGUCGGACCAUGUAACCACCACAAAAGAAUUUGUAGACUUUGUAAGUGGCUCCCAGGUGUUGUCGAGUUCUGUCCCCUUGUCUCACCGGUAUGGGGGACACCAGUUUGGUUAUUGGGCGGGUCAGCUCGGGGAUGGGAGGGCGGUGAUGCUGGGGGAAUACACAAAUCAGAGAGGAGAGAGAUGGGAACUGCAGCUGAAGGGAUCAGGAGGGACGCCGUAUUCUCGUCAGGGAGAUGGUCGGGCGGUCCUCAGGUCAUCUGUCAGGGAGUUUUUAUGCAGCGAGGCAAUGUUCCACCUUGGUAUACCCACCAGUCGAGCGGCAGCUCUUGUGGUGUCUGACGACCCUGUUAUGCGGGACCAGUUUUAUGACGGACAUCCUCGAGUCGAGAGAGGCGCUGUCAUCCUCAGGUUAGCUUACUCCUGGUUCCGGAUUGGCUCGCUAGAAAUCCUGGCAAAAAAUAAUGAACUUCAGCUUCUUCGUCAGCUUUUAAACUUUGUUAUUGAGAACUACUUUUUACACAUAAAUUCGACAGGCAAGGAUAAGUAUCUGGAGCUUUACAGUAUGAUUGUGUCGGACACAGCUGAGCUGAUCGCGCAGUGGCAGAGCGUAGGAUUCACUCAUGGAGUUUGUAACACUGAUAACUUCAGCCUGCUCUCCAUUACUAUCGAUUACGGCCCCUUUGGGUUCAUGGAGGAUUACAACCCUAAGUUUGUACCGAACUCUUCAGACGAUGAAGGAAGAUACAGUUAUGAAAAACAACCCGAUGUUGGAGUUUUUAAUCUGGAGAAAUUAGGGGAGGCUAUAAAACCUGUACUAACUCAACAGCAGCAGAAACAGUUACCUCAUAUACUGAAAGGCUAUGAGAGCAUUUAUAAAGACAAGUUCAUGAAGCUGUUUAGGCAAAAACUAGGGUUGUAUACAGACAAAGAAGAUGAUGAGAAUUUAUUGGCAGUCUUUAUAAAAAUCAUGGAGGAUACAAAGUCAGAUUUUACCAUGUCCUUUAGAGAACUUGGAGAAAUUGAUCUGUUUGGAUUAAAAACAGAGGCAAUUCCUCAAAAUUACUGGGCUCUAAAUACAAUGGCAGACCAUGAGUGGUUUUGGAAGUGGAUAAUAAUCUACAAAAAAAGAUUAGAACUUGAAGGCACCACAGAAAAAAGUAGGCAGUCCCUCAUGAAUAAAACCAAUCCAAGAUACAUACUGAGGAACUGGAUGGCUCAGGAGGCCAUAGAGAAGGCAGACAGAAAUGACUUUAGUGGGGUCAAUAGACUGCUGGGGGUCCUGGAGCGUCCUAUGGACUUAAACCCAGAGGCUGAGAGGGCGGGGUAUUCCUCCAGACCCCCAGAGUGGUCCAAAUCUCUCAGGGUCAGCUGCUCCUCAUGAUGUGGGGUAAAAACUCAGGGACAUUUAGUCAUACUUUAUUUUGCAGUUAGUUCAUUUGAUAUUACAUGUAUCAUGGUGAAUGUACAUCAUUAAAUGUUCAGAGAUAUAACUAUGGAUGAUGAUCAUUA
Molecule: messenger RNA, 1875 nt
Organism: Saccostrea cuccullata (small rock oyster)
Lineage: Eukaryota; Metazoa; Mollusca; Bivalvia; Ostreida; Ostreidae
Product: protein adenylyltransferase SelO-like
Exons: 2
Coding region: 17-1747 (576 amino acids)
Source: RefSeq, a predicted model, not a curated record